UGUGUUAGGCCGUUAGGAUACAACAGCUCUCCACAAAUAAGCAUUUUUAAGCUAGUGGCUCAGUUCUGAACCUGCCAAACUCUGCUCCUGGAAACAGAGCGACAGAUAGGUAGAGAGAGAGAGAGAAGAGAGAGAGAGAGAGAGAGAGAGCGGUGGCAACAAAGUGGAGAGGUGAGAGAAGAACUGUCGUCUUGUGUUUGAUCUGGAUCAAAGAAGCGCUUCCUGCUGAACGCCAUCCUCAUAGUAAAUCGUGCUGAGUCCUGCUGGGAAAGGACAGAGGUCUCUCCAACAUACAUACAGAAGAAAGGUUGGCUGCCUUCUCGUCAUGGCCCCUCCUUAUCUGAGGAUGGUGCUGAUGGUGGUUGCUGUAGCAACAGGGGCCCAUUCAGCCAGUGAAGAGAACGAGUUGGAUUAUGGGUACUGGAACUACAGAGAGGGCGCUGACAGUGUGAAUGUGGCCAUGGUGCGCAGUGUGACCAGAGUUUUAGACGCUUGGGGAAAACGGAUCUUUAAUGAGAUCAAGACUUUACUGCACUCUCAGCCCAGCACACUGCUGCCUGACUACUCCAGGGUGCGCCCUCUGUCCGAGUCUGUCAACGACCUGUUCAGAGAAGUGUCCCUCCUGCGCAGGCGCAUCACUGAGCUCUCUCAUCGCUUAGCAACCCUGGAACCAUUCCUCCGUCAUCAUGGCUACCUGGAGGAGGUGAAAGAAGGGAAGCAAGAGGAUGAGGAGGCGGGAGGCCGCCGGGCUGCUUUGGCUCCCCAGAGUCUGAGAGGGGAGGUGGCGAGCCUGGCCCGGUACAGCCCGCCCAGGAGGAGCCGGGUUGUGAGGAGGAGACGGGUGAGAGUGCUGAAGCCCGGGGGAUUGAAGGAGGUGCAGGAGAGACUGACACACUGAGGGAGGAGGAGGAGUGUGGGAAAGUUUGUGAUACAGGGAGAGGCUUUGAAAUCCUCCUUAAUCAAUGCUAAUUUUAGAAUCCCUUUCUAAAACUAUUCAAUAUUCUUUUUUGUUAAAUAAUAAUAAUAAUAGUUAUUAUUAUGACAUCCCGAUUAAUUCCAUUAGGUCCAUCACAGUUCUGGCUUUACAAAAAUACUCAGAACUUUAAGAAAAUAAAGAAAUCAAUUUUCAGUGCUGUCUUAUAGUGAUAAUUAUUUAACUUUACAGGUUAAGACAGGAAAGAGUAAACCUCCCUGUAUUUCCCUAAGUCUGAAACACUAUGUAUAACUGACAGAUAAACAUAGACAAUAAUCAUCUCCAUAAACCCCAUCUGCCUGUGAAUCAGAUCCUGUGCUCCUCACAGGACCAGGAGGAUGUCUAGUUUUAGCCACAUGGUGUCAGUGCUGACCUGAUAUUGUGAUCACAUGUGCCAUUAGUUCUAAAUCAGUGCGAGCCUGAUCUUUUUGUUUUUGCCCAUCUGAAGUCAGGAACCGUGCUCGAAGACCCAGCAGGGGGUGCCUAUUAUCUGCUAACAUAAUUAUACUGUUUGUUUGCCUAUGGUGAUCGUGUCUGAGCAUGUGCGAUGUGGGCUCAGGCGACUGAACUUUCUGCCUUCAUUAAAACUUUGCCAAGUG
Messenger RNA from Cheilinus undulatus (humphead wrasse), 1572 nucleotides. RefSeq lists its product as uncharacterized. The record is from RefSeq and is a predicted model, not a curated record. The transcript has 5 exons. Bases 326 to 898 code for a protein of 190 amino acids. Lineage: Eukaryota; Metazoa; Chordata; Actinopteri; Labriformes; Labridae.